AACCAGCCUCGAACCCAACCCUUGACAGAAUGAUGACGCAUUGGUCACCUGGGUCCUGGCUGUGAUGACACGAUUCCUGUAGUUCUGGAUUCUACUGAACAAGAUGGCGGCCUGCUCAGUUACAGUUCCACGUAAUUUUCGCUUGUUGGAAGAGCUUGAAGAGGGACAGAAAGGAGGAGGUGAUGGUACGGUCAGCUGGGGCCUUGAAGAUGAUGAGGACAUGACGCUUUCAAAAUGGACAGGCAUGAUCAUUGGACCCCCACGGACCGCUUACGAAAACAGAAUAUACAGCCUGAAAAUAGAGUGCGGAUCUAGAUAUCCAAACAGUCCACCAACUGUUAGAUUUGUAACGAAAAUUAGUAUGAAUGGAGUAAAUAAUUCUAAUGGGAUGGUGGAGUCACGUAGCAUACCAGUUCUAAACAAAUGGCAGAGUAAUUUUAGCAUUAAAAUGGUUCUUGAUGAGCUUAGGCGGCUAAUGUCGAGCAAAGAUAAUGUGAAACUUUGUCAACCACCAGAAGGACAGACCUUCAAUUAAUUCUACAUAGAUUCUUCUGACCCUCUGUCUUAAAAAUUACUCUCUUAAAAAAAUUAUUGUAAAUUUUCACAAUGCUCACCACCCACACAAUUAAUUUCCUGUGCAGGUGCAGGAUUGGGACAUUUGUUAGUCAAAGUGUUCAAAAUAUAAUGACUAGAACUGCACAGUUAUUUUUUUUCUAUUGGAGGCACUGGCAUCAUGAGCUUGAAGAAUGUGAUAUCUUUAAAGUUGGAUUAUUGCUCAGAGGGAAGCAUGAUGAUACAAAAGGUCAGGUUAUUGCAGAGCUAUACAUGUUAUGUUAAGAUGAUUGGUCUGAAUAAGAAACACAAAUAGGAUGUGUAUAUAAUGGCAUGCUUUAAAAUGACAUCUUAAUUAAAAAACAGCUGCAAAUUAAGUUGUAUGUUAGUGAAAUCUAGCGGGUACACUGAAAUAUGUUUCCAAUUUUGUUAAUGAAUAUUAGUGUGGCUGUAGACUACUAGUUGUGUCACAGGAGUGUGCAGGAUUGUUUUUGAUGUCUGUAUUUGACACAAUACCAACUGAUUUCUGUGAAGACGCUCUGUAUGACGUAACGGAUAUUGCAGACAUUUAAGUCUUUGUUCUAAAAAUAACUUGCAUUGAACUUUUAGUGAAAAUAAAAGUAAGACAAUAGGUGUAUGGAAAUGUGAUUUUCUGAGAUUAAAUCCAGUCUCUGAGAUUAAAGUAUUGAUUUCCUGUUUUCUACCAAAUGUAGAUGAAGGUACACUCUCCAAGAACAUAACAAUUAUGGUAUUAUCUUUUAUUACUUUGCAUGAAGGGAUAGAACUGAGUCUAAAAGGGAAAAUAUUUAGGCAAGGUUUUCACUUAAGUUGGGACUGGCUGACUGAUUUAGUGCUGCCUAGGGAGGAAAGCUGACACUUGGGUGAGUGACUACUUUUGUCCCUAUUGGGCAUCAGCAUUUGCAAUUCUGGAAAUAAGUUUUCAGUCCCCUAGAUGGUUCUACCAUCCAUUAGCUUUACCAUUAGUCUUAGGAAGUUUAGUUUUUGGAUUCCAUUUAUGAAAUGAUUCCUGUAGAACCAGGCCUUUAUUAAAAACACAAUUGCCAAGCAUCUGCAUAAAAUUGUAUUGGUAUGGAUUUCUUUUUGUAAUAGAUGAGGAAUAAGUCUUGCGAUUCGGAAAUUAAAACUGUAUGACUGUCACUUGUAAGACAAAUGUCUCCCCUGAAAUAACUAAUAAUUUAAAUUUGUUCAAAAGUAUCUGCAGUAUGAUCAGUGGGUGUUUCCUUGAUUGAUUUAAUGUCAUUUUUCAUAAUUGCCUAAAAUGUCUAUCUGAAAGUUGUAGGCUUGCAACUUUUACCAUGUACGUGUUUCCCUGUAUCUGUAGUAUUGAAGCCAUUCACGUGCCAAGUCUUUGGCAUUAUGGGCACAGAUGAAACCUGAGUUUAGGUAUUGUGAAGAACAGAUCUAGACAAGUAUCUCACUGAUUGGAAUGCAUGAUUAGCAAACCUUAACUGCUGUGUACAAGAUGGUGCUCAAUUCAGUAGUUUCAUUGGUCACCUGUCAUUCAUUUUAUCCUUCUGAAUGGGGAGACUUUGUCACACUGUCAAUUUUGUUUGCGGGUUUUUGUGUGUGUUUUAAAUAUUAUUUUAGCUUUUACAUGCUGGGCUUUUAUUUUUUCCUUAAACUUUGUGUUUUUAUUUUAUUUUUCUCCUGAGCGGUGUAUCACAAUCUUGAAAUUGGGGCCACUCAAAUAUUCAAAUAAACUGUUGACAUGGUUUUCCCUACUGAUAAUGGGGCUCAAAAUAA
Messenger RNA from Conger conger (European conger), 2316 nucleotides. It is a transcript of the gene ube2v2, whose product is annotated as ubiquitin-conjugating enzyme E2 variant 2. The transcript has 4 exons. NCBI's taxonomy places the organism in Eukaryota, Metazoa, Chordata, Actinopteri, Anguilliformes, Congridae. The coding region runs from base 104 to 535 and encodes 143 amino acids. Gene Ontology annotation, cellular component: nucleus. The record is from RefSeq and is a predicted model, not a curated record. Gene Ontology annotation, biological process: DNA damage tolerance; protein K63-linked ubiquitination.